Capsicum annuum is the source of this 1220-nucleotide messenger RNA. Its product is annotated as peroxidase 27. Bases 59 to 1033 code for a protein of 324 amino acids. The transcript has 4 exons. Gene Ontology annotation, biological process: response to oxidative stress; hydrogen peroxide catabolic process. The record is from RefSeq and is a predicted model, not a curated record. Gene Ontology annotation, molecular function: peroxidase activity; heme binding. Gene Ontology annotation, cellular component: plant-type cell wall; plasmodesma. Lineage: Eukaryota; Viridiplantae; Streptophyta; Magnoliopsida; Solanales; Solanaceae.
AACUAGUUAAGAGAAGUUAAUUUUAUUUCUUCAUCUUUUGCCAAUUUUUUAAAUUUAAAUGGCAAGUCUAAAAUUUCUUUCUAUUUUUAUAGUUUAUUUUGCAAUUUUAUUGGGGUUUGUUAAUUCACAAGGCCUAGAAUUAGGGUUCUACAAGAAAACAUGUCCAAAUUUGGAAGCAAUUGUGAAAAAGGCAGUUGCAGACUUUGUUUCUCUUGAUCCAACUUUGGCUGCCCCUUUGUUGAGAAUGCACUUUCAUGAUUGUUUUGUCAGGGGAUGUGAUGGUUCAGUGCUACUUAAUUCUACUAAAAGUAAUAAAGCUGAGAAAGAUGCAAUUGCAAACUUAAGCUUAAGAGGAUUCCAAGUGAUUGAUGCUGCUAAAUCUGCUUUAGAAAAACAGUGUCCUGGCACUGUCUCUUGUGCCGAUAUUUUGGCCUUAGUAGCUCGUGAUGCUGUUUCAUUGAUUAAUGGACCAACAUGGCAAGUACCAUUGGGAAGAAGAGAUGGGAGAGUUUCAGUUCUCUCAGAAGCCACAACAAAUUUGCCAACUCCUUUCGAUAAUUUCACUACUCUAAAAACAAGAUUUGGUGCGUUGGGCCUAAAUGUCAAAGAUCUUGUUGUUCUAUCAGGUGGACACACUAUUGGAGUAUCACAUUGCUUUUCCUUUGGAAGCCGUUUGUACAAUUUUACUGGUAAAGGUGAUAUGGACCCAAACAUGGACAAAAAUUACAUAGCCCAAUUGAAGACAAAAUGUAAGCCCAAUGAUGUGACAACCACAGUUGAAAUGGACCCUGGAAGUUUCAAAACAUUUGACACUGAUUAUUACACUUUGGUCAGCAAAAGAAGAGGGCUAUUUGUAUCUGAUGCAACACUUCUUACAGAUAAACAAACAAGAACUUACGUUUCGGCACAGUUAAGUUCUAACGGGUCAACUUUUUUUGAGGAUUUUGGGGUGUCAAUGGUGAAUAUGGGCAAAAUUGGAGUUCUUAAUGGAAAAUCGGGCGAAAUUAGAAAAAGAUGUGCUUUUAUAAAUUAAGAGGAAUAAUUUUGUGAAGUUAUUUCUCUUGCAGAAUUCUAGUCAUUUUCGUAUCAUUUUUUUCUUAUUUCAAUUUUUAAUUAGUUUGUGAAAAAUGUAUUGUGUGGUGUGGUAUACGAAUCUUUUUGUAUUUUAAUUAUAUAAGUUUGUCAUUCAGUAUGUUAAGUAUGUAACUAAUAAAAUUGGU